Messenger RNA from Punica granatum (pomegranate), 2739 nucleotides. The record is from RefSeq and is a predicted model, not a curated record. NCBI's taxonomy places the organism in Eukaryota, Viridiplantae, Streptophyta, Magnoliopsida, Myrtales, Lythraceae.
AGAGAGAGAUAGAGUGUGUGUGUGCCUCCAUUUCAUCACCAUCACCGUCAUCAUCAUUCGUCAAUUCAUCGUUCAUCGUUCAUCGAACAUCGUCAGUUAAAAAGGCUUGGAGGGGUUUCUUCUUUGAGCUCAGGGCUAAGCUGAUUCGAGUUGGUUCCGUGCUGUUCCCUCUCCCCCAUAAAUCUCCAGCAAACCCUAAGCCUUCGGCAACUCCCAAAUCAUUGCCUUCUCGGACCUCGCUCGUCCGUACCCUCGGUGUGGUGUUGAUCUCCUUCUCCCGGUUGAUCGCGCCUAGGUUUAAUCGCUAGCUGUUCCAUCGAGGUUGGAAAGCGCGGUUGCGGUGGCCAGGAGCCGGCUUAGGGUUUGAGUCCCGGGGAGCGGUCGAGAAAUGGGGAGCAGGAGGGAAGAAGAGCGGAAUGAGAAGAUUAUCAGAGGUCUCAUGAAGCUCCCUCCCAACCGGAGGUGCAUCAAUUGCAACAGCUUGGGUCCGCAGUAUGUUUGUACGAAUUUCUGGACCUUCGUCUGCGUGACCUGCAGUGGAAUACAUCGUGAAUUUACUCAUCGUGUGAAGUCCGUAUCCAUGGCAAAAUUUACUUCCAAAGAAGUUGAAGCCCUUCAAAACGGUGGUAAUCAGCGAGCUAGGGAAACAUACCUGAAGGACUGGGACCCACAAAGGCAAAGAUUGCCUGAUAGCAGUAAUGCCGAUAAGGUCCGGGAGUUCAUUAAAAACGUGUAUGUAGAUAGAAGAUAUGCUGGAGAGAAGAACUCUGAGAAGCCUCCGAGGGAUGUACAGAGCAUCAGAAGUCAGGAAGAAGAGACACGGCGUGCUAGUUCUUAUCAUUCAUAUUCUCAAAGUCCACCUUACGACUAUCAAUAUGAGGAACGGCGAUAUGGUAAACCAGGUGCUGCUCUGACCAGGAAACCUGGUUCAGAUCGAGGACUCUAUGAAGGGAAGGUAUCUAGUUUUGUGUAUAGUCCGGGACGUCAUAGUGAACAUAUGUAUGAGGAUAGAUUUGCAAAUGAGGGAUCCGGUGCCAGAGUUUCAGAUUACUCUGUUUCUAGUGGAGGUGACCCAUUUAGAUCAGGUGCUCUAUCUCCAACUUUUCAAAGGGAUGCUGGAUAUAGCAGCCCACCUUUGCCGCCGCCAAGAGGCGACUCGAGUGACAAUUUAAAUCGUGAAACAUCAAACAAAUCCUUGGAGGCAAACGUCAGGAGGGACGCGGAUGGGAAACAUUGUUCUCAGAGAACAGCGUCUUCAGGAAGUUUUGGCUCAUUUGAUAGCAACUCAAUGUCUCUCAAGUCCUUCAAUUCAGGUAGUUUAGUCAAUGUUGUUCCAGAAUCCGAGCAAGUUCCUGGGACUCAUCAAGAUAAAAUAUCUACCUUUUCCCAGUCAACUGUCCCUGGAAGUUCUGGUAUAGACCUUUUUCAGGCAACAUCUGGACCAGAUCCUGCAGCUACAUCAAUUGACUUGUUUCAGGCACCAUUUGGCCCAGAACCUAAGGAUUCAUCAAUUGACUUGUUUCAAGCACCUCCGUCUAUAGAUCUUUUCCAAUCCUCAACACAUCCAGCUCCAUCCCCAAUUCAACAUCAAAUUCCCCAAACUACUACGUCAGCAUCUUUGGAUUUCUUUGCUGAUUUUUCCCAGCAAUCACAUGCAACCAUGGAAAAGACAUCGCCAGAGCCAUCUGUUCCUAAAAAUGAAGGAUGGGCGACCUUUGAUUCACCCCAACCCACUACAUCUGCUCCAGCUGAUGAAAGUUUGACUCAUGUGAAAGUACCUUCCGGUGAGGGCGAUGGUAGAGAAAUUUUUGAUAUGUAUUCAACUUUGAAUACAAGCCUUACUUGGCCUUCAUCUCAAAAACCUGAUUCUCAAGAUGCACCUACGAUAGCACCUCAUGCAUGGGAUGAAAGUCUCAGCAAUGUUCGAGCUCCCACUGUUAUGUCAAAUGCUCAGCCAUGGAAUGCAUUUGGAGAACCUAGUGUAGACAUCCCUUCAAUGGGUGCAAAGCAAACUGACGAGUCACUAGCAGCAGCUCUGGGGCAUCCGUCAAACCCUGAACAGUAUUUGGCACUUGAAGCCUCAGUGGACUUUUCUGGAAUGCCAUGGGUGGGAAUGCCAAGACCCAUGGCCUCCUCUGAGCCUUCAGCACUAAGUAUCCCAUCAGAUGGCAUUGUGGGGCCGCCACAUACUCCAUCAUUGUUUCCUUUUAUGGGGGAAACAUCAUCACAUGGCAGUACAACUGGUUAUAAAUCAACCAACCCAUUCGAUUUCCCUUUUGACACGGAUACCGAACAAGGCAAUAUGCAGUUCUUGGACAUGAGCUCGUUGCAAGCUGCACUUCCUGAUCCCCAACUCCCGAAUUCCUUACUGGGAGGUGUAUCUCAGCCAUGGUUCCCACAGAACCCAGUUACACCUUAUUCUGCAGUGGCUUCCCAAGGUGGCUUGGCAUAUAUGGCAGGUCAAGCAGCAAGUCCUCAAAUUUCGAAUGUCCCAGUACAAGGGCCAGUGGCCUCAAUUGGAGGAAAUCCGUUUGAUUAGUUACCAUAAGCCAUGAUGGAAGUAGUUUUACUUACCUAUUAGUUUUGGUUUUGCUCUCUAAUGAGUAGUUAGGCAGGUCAUAUUUAUUGAGCCAAGUGACCUGAGCAUGUAUGAUUUUUUUAAUCUUAUUUAUUGCAAAUAAACUUCACGUGUGGAAGACCCAGUUAUUAAGUUCAUAAUCGUAUCUCGGUGGUUGAGUA